UUUGCUAUGGUCGUCUGCAGUCUGCACUUCAGGUUAUUUGUGCGCCUGCAGAGAGUAUAAUAUAUAAAUAUAUUUGAAGGAUAUAGAAUUGGUUUUUCAUUAACAUAAAAACACCAGAAUGUCUCUCGUUGAUGACAGUGAAAUCGAGUUCGUGAAAAUUAAGAACCUGGAUGUGAACCAGGCGCGCAUCCUGUGCUGUGAGUGUGCGACCCCGAUCGAGCCGAACCCCACAAACACGUGCAUAGGCUGCCUGCGAACGCGGGUCGACAUCACCGAGGGUAUCCCUAAGCAAGCGGUCCUUUAUUUCUGUCGAGGAUGCGAGCGCUACCUUCAGCCACCUGGUGAGUGGGUCAAGGCCGGACUGGAGUCACGCGAGCUACUCAGCCUUUGUCUGAAAAAGCUGAAAGGCCUCAAUAGGGUCAAGCUCGUCGACGCGGGUUUCGUCUGGACGGAGCCCCACUCUAAGCGCAUCAAGCUCAAGCUCACCGUUCACGCCGAAAUAAUGACAGGCACGCAGCUGGAACAGGUCUUCAUCGUCGAGUACACCAUUGGCCACCAGAUGUGCGAUGACUGCCAUCGUACAGAGGCCAAGGAUUACUGGAGCGCCUCUGUCCAAGUGCGUCAAAAGGCCAUCAACAAGAAGACCUUUUACUAUCUAGAGCAGCUGAUACUCAAGCACAGGGCCCACGAGAACACCGUUGCCAUCAAGCCCAUACAUGACGGCCUCGACUUUUUCUAUGCUAACGAGUCGCAGGCACGAAAGAUGCUCGACUUUGUCAUUUCCGUAUUACCAUGUCGCUACCAGCACUCCAAAAAACUCAUAUCUCACGACAUACACAGCAACAUCUACAACUACAAGUUUACCUUUAGCGUCGAGAUCGUUCCCAUCUCUAAGGACAGUAUCGUGUGCCUUCCCAAAAAAUUGACCCACCAAUUAGGGGGUAUGAGCGCGCUCUCGGUCGUCUACAAAGUCACCAGUGGUAUACACAUGAUCGACGUGUCCUCCGGACAAAUAGCCGAGCUGAGCGCCAACAUCUUCUGGAGGUACCCAUUCAACAGUAUCUGCAAUCCAAAGCAGUUAAAAGAGUUCACUGUCAUAGACAUAGAGCCCAUCAAGGAAAAAGACAAGAAGAGGUUUCCUGGGCAGGGUUACAUAUCACACAAGCACGUAAUUGCAGAUGUCUGGAUUGUUAAAACAGAGGACUUGGGGCUUGAUCAAAACACAAUUCAUACUCGAACGCAUCUAGGUGGUAUCCUCAAACCAGGCGACUCCGUUCUUGGUUACUUGCUUUCUGAAAUCAACGUUAAUGAUGAUAAUUUUGAAAAGUUGGACUCACAAGUAGUUCCAGAUGUCAUACUGAUUAAAAAGUUCUAUGGCCAUGACAGAUCAGCCAGACGCAGAGCAAGGAUCUGGAAACUGAAACACCUUGCUGAAGAUGUUGAUAUGGGUUCCGAGAACAACGACUACAACGAAUUUUUGGAUGAACUGGAAGAAGAUCCUGAGAUGAGAGCCAAUGUUAAUAUUUUCCGAGAUAAAAGUAAACAGGUUCCAGUUGAUGCAAGUUGCAUCGAUCCCACAAUGCCACAGAUAACGUUGGAAGAAAUGCUCGACGAUCUUUUGAUCGAAGACGCAGAAAUGACUGAUGCUUAAAAAAAAUUAUUGUUGGCCUCUGUACCAUUGAUAAACUAUUUUUAU
Molecule: messenger RNA, 1696 nt
Organism: Copidosoma floridanum
Lineage: Eukaryota; Metazoa; Arthropoda; Insecta; Hymenoptera; Encyrtidae
Gene: Nmd3
Product: 60S ribosomal export protein NMD3
Biological process (GO): ribosomal large subunit export from nucleus
Cellular component (GO): cytoplasm; nucleus
Molecular function (GO): ribosomal large subunit binding
Source: RefSeq, a predicted model, not a curated record